Molecule: messenger RNA, 258 nt
Organism: Acaulospora colombiana
Lineage: Eukaryota; Fungi; Glomeromycota; Glomeromycetes; Diversisporales; Acaulosporaceae
Source: the annotation of a GenBank genome assembly
AUGCCGCAAUCGCCACCUCUCGAGAAUACUGGUGAACAGCAAGCUAUGGGUGCUACUGCUCCUGGCCAGGGAAUCAAAGGCGAGAUGGCUUCAGAUGCCGAACAAAGAAAGGGAUACUUUGGUGGCAUCGUAGAGCCUGGAGAAGCAACAAAGCAGCAAGCCGCUGGAGACAGCAUCAACCCUGCCGUAAAAGUGGCUCAGGACUCUGCCGACCGUGCCGCUGCCAAGUACCAAGAGGACAAGGAAAAGAGAUUCUAA